AUGGCUACGGAGCAGUGGUUCGUGGGGCCGAUCCUCCCCGGCGGCGCUGGGGAAACGCUGCCCCCGGAUGAUUUGGAACCUGAGGCUCCACCCUGCGGAGGCCCCGCGUGGUCGGCGUCCUCUGGCCGGCCUGGGGACCCAGCCCAGGUGGAACCGGAGGAUGCCCAGGGGCAACUGCCCAAGGCCUCCCCUUCCACGCCUUCCCCGGAGCCUUUGGCCCCGGGACCGGGGCCCACACCUCCUCGCCUACCCCUGGACACCUUGUUCAGCCCCAUCACGGAACAACUCCGCUACCUGCUCAAGAAGGCGGAUGACUUCCAAAGCUACUUGCUCUACAGCAGGGACCGUGUUCAGAAGGAACAGCUGGCGAAGGCCAUGCCCACCUUCUUAAAGAUGUGUGAGCCCUACUUCCUGUACCUGGAGGCCGCUGCAAGGAGUGUGCCUCCCAUCUUCGGAGCCCUGCAGGAGCUGGUUCGAAAGGGGCUGUUGGAGAUCUCCCAACAGCUGACCCUGCGCCUGGAACAGCUGGUGCUCAUGUAUGCAUCCUUUGGGUUUGUGGAACUGGAAGAGACAGACCCCCUAAGCAUCUCCUGUUUCUUCUGUGGGAAGUUCUCCAUCAGCCCUUCCCACGAGGUGUCCAUCUUCAGAUACUGUGCCCCUGCCGCCUACACCACCAGCCGCUUCCCCCGCUACCUCUACAAGAAGAUGCGCUGGAACCUGGAAACUACCCCAGACCCCAGCAGCCGGGGGCAAGAUUCCCAUGUGGAUUACUACUUUCUGUGCUACCGAGAUACAUGGGAAGACACAGGCAAGAGUCCGGCCAAUUCUUGUCCCCAGAUUCAGAAGCUGUGGUCCAUCGGCCGGUGGGUGCCCCUAGGACCAGCUGAGGAUGACCUUUAUUCCUGGAUUUUGUGCCCGCAGCCGUCCGGAGAUUACCAGCAGCUGCUGACCAUCGGCUUCGAGGAGCCAUCUCACAUGCUAGCCACCGACCUGCUGGUGCAAAUCCUCACCGGCCAGGCAGGCCCGGCCCGGCCCCCGAGCGCGGCCGGGCCCACAGCGUGGGACACACCGGGCUCCUGA
This is a messenger RNA of Pipistrellus nathusii (Nathusius's pipistrelle), 1080 nucleotides long. Lineage: Eukaryota; Metazoa; Chordata; Mammalia; Chiroptera; Vespertilionidae. The record is from the annotation of a GenBank genome assembly.